GCUUUGCCGUGCUGCUCAGCAUUUCCUUCGUGGUACUUGCAGGUCCUCCGAAGGCACCGCAGCUGGCCUCGCUUGGAGGAGGUUUGGCACGAGCACUGCGACCGCUGGCUGAUCUCGCAUUGAAGCCGUGGCCUGCGGCAGCUUACGCGAAAUCGGACAUCCACCAAAGAAUGGAUUUCAGAUCCGAUCCCCACUGUGCAGAAAGGGUGUCGGCUGAGCCUACGAAGAUGGUGGGCUUGACUCCACAAGAGGUCGCAUUUGCUGAAGAACUCCUCGAGCAUGAUGCAGAUGAUACCACAUCCUUACCGGAGGAGGCACCACUCCUGCUCGAGCUGACGAUUUCUCCGCCAGGCGUUUUGGAGCUGCAGCGCUUGCAUGAGGCUGUUGAGGCCGACGAUGUGGAGCCUUUGCAGGCAGCCAUUUUGCAAGCCCAGGACGCAGGCGUGUCCGCCGAGGAGGUGGCCUUUGCUGUCGCUGUUUGCGCUCAACGCAAAGAGCAGCGCAAGCGACAAGCACUGGAGGUUCUGCAGAAGGUCAGUGCCUCCUGCAAUGGCAUGUCAGGCAUCGUGAAGCUGCGGUCGGCCUUGAUGCUUGCACGUGCGGCAGGGGUUAGCCCUGAAGAACUUCGGCCUGCAGAAGAUUUGUGCGCAGUUUGUGAAGCCAAAGCUCGGCAGCUGCUUCCAAGUUCAUUGGCUAUACAUCGCCGCGAUGCUGGCCAACCUCGCCCAGGCCAACGCCUGCGUUGGGCUGAUGAGGUUGACAUCUCAUCCACCGUGGAAUUUCCGGACGUGGCCAUGAAGUGA
Messenger RNA from Symbiodinium necroappetens, 803 nucleotides. The record is from the annotation of a GenBank genome assembly. Lineage: Eukaryota; Dinophyceae; Suessiales; Symbiodiniaceae.